CCGAAUGUAAAAUUUUCGCCAAAGGCGGAGUAACACCGAACUGGCCGAACUUUCUGCCGCCGCACGGGUUGCUGUGCUUCUUCUUAGCUGUUGUUCGGUUUGUUUUCGUUGUGUCGUUUGAAGAUAUCCUCGUUUUUUUACGACAGACGCGGCUCCGCGCUCUCCGAGUCUCCGUCGGUCAAACUUUGUUGGUCCAUCCGAACAUGAGGCUGCCGUGUCGGGCAGAGAUUGGAGCUCCUGCAGCUUACGACUGAAGAUGAAGUGGACCGUGGGAAUCGUGUUGUUUGUGCUGCGGAGUGUGGAGGUGUUCUGCGGCUUCGUCUCAGAUGCGGCGUUUACCAAGCAGCCGUCCAAUCAAACGCUGUCUCAGGGGAAGUCAGCUCGGCUCAGCUGUGCAGUUCAGGGUCUAACUGAACCGGACAUCGUGUGGAUGAAGGAUGGAGCCAAGCUUAUCAGCACAGACCAGAUGUUCAUUUCACAUGGGGAGGACCACUGGGAGACAUUUCACAGUGUGAAGUCGGUCCAACAGCAGGACGCUGGUCAGUACUGGUGUGAGGUGGAAUUUGAGGGGUUGACGUUGUCGUCGGAACGAGCCUGGAUCACGGUGGAAGGUGUCCCUCACUUUCUCCUGGAGCCGCAGGACGUGGCCACGUUUCCAAACAAGCCCUUUGAAUUGAUGUGUGCCGCAGUUGGACCACCAGAACCUGUUGAGGUGCUGUGGUGGGUGGGUGGACUCCAGGAGGGAGAGUCCCGCCCAUCUCCCUCUGUUCUCCACAUUGAAGGAGUGAACAGCAGUGUUAAGUUUUACUGUGAAGCCAGGAAUGACAGAGGGAUCUCUGUGUCCAGAACUGGAACGGUUUACAUUAAAGUGCUGCCAGCGGCCCCUGUGGAAUUGCAGGUUCUGAAGAUAGUGGACAAUAAUGUCACGCUGUCGUGGAAACCAGGAUUCAUUGGUCAUUCAGAGCUAUCGUUCUGUACUGCCCAGGUGAUGAUGUUGAAAUGGAGCUCCACCCCAAUACGUGUUCCUGUUCAGAAGGUCAUGGUUCCUCCUCACCAGCUCCUCCUUUCAGGUUUAAGGAGUCACUGCAAUUACAGUGUCCGAGUGUCGUGUGUGAACGAGGUUGGGGCGUCUCCCUUCAGCCCCUGGCUCCAGUUUGUAACACCUGAGUCAGUUCCCUUAGCCGCCCCCAGGAACCUGACGUUUGACCUGUCAGAGCAGCAGCUGUGUCUGAACUGGGAACAGCUUCAAAAGGAGGAGCUUCAGGGGGAACUGCUAGCGUACAAGCUGCAGUGGAUUUUGGGAGGUGAAGCUCAGGAGCCUCUGCUCUUCAAGCACAACCGGGCGCAGCUGUCUGGAGCUGGACGUUUUUUUAACGCCUCUUUUCAGGUGUCGGGCUGCACCUCCGUGGGUUGUGGCCCCUGGAGUUCCCCUGUUCUGGUGCUGCCUGCCUCAGUCCAGGUUCAGGUCCAGAGGAGCCACAUGUGGGUUGGCGUUCUCCUCGGUCUGCUUGUGGCCACCAUUAUUGCUUUGCUACUCAAUAUUGCUGCUAGACGGCGUGGAAAAGAAAUGCAGUUUGGCUGGUUCUUCCAGUCUCCAGGUCCAGACCCGUCUGUCUCCUUCACUGCAGCUCGUUCAUUUACCAGAGCUCAGACAGAGACACAGGAGUUCACACUUGACAGCCUUGGUAUUAACAAUGACCUAAAGAACAAACUGCAGGAUGUCCUGAUCCCAGAGAAAAUGAUCACACUGGGACACAUGCUUGGAAAGGGUGAGUUUGGUUCAGUGCGAGAAGCCAUCCUGAAAACCGACGACACUGACAUCCAGAAAGUGGCCGUAAAAGUCCUGAAAUCUGAUGUCACCUCAUCUGCUGACAUUGAGCAGUGUCUAAAGGAAGCAGCUUACAUGAAGGACUUCAACCAUCCUAAUGUCAUUCAGCUGAUUGGAGUGAGUCUUCACCAGCGUCCUGGUCAGCGGCUGCCAAUCCCAAUGGUUUCACGACUGGGGGAGGAGCCAUUUGACCUUCCUCUUCAAACUCUUGUUCAGUUCAUGCUGGACAUUGCUCGAGGAAUGGACUAUUUGAGCAACAGAAACAUCAUCCACAGAGACCUGGCUGCUCGAAACUGCAUGCUGGGUGAGAACAUGCGUGUGUGUGUUGCUGACUUUGGGCUGUCAAAGAAAAUCUACAGUGGAGAUUAUUACAGACAAGGCUCUGCCUCCAAACUUCCUGUCAAGUGGAUCGCUCUGGAGAGUUUGGCUGACAAUGUCUACACGACACAAAGCGAUGUGUGGGCGUUUGGAGUCACCAUGUGGGAAAUUGUCACCCGAGGUCAGACUCCGUAUCCUGGUGUAGAAAACUCUGAGAUUUAUGAGUUUUUAAUUAAAGGAGAGCGACUAAAGAAACCUCUGGACUGCAGAGAUGAUAUUUAUGAAAUCAUGCACAGCUGCUGGAGUCCCAUCCCCAAGUGUCGCCCCAGUUUCAAUGGCCUGGUCAUCCAGCUAGACAGGCUAUUGUUUAGCCUAGCCCCUCCUCCUACACAGAGAGCACCUUUGCUGUACAUCAACCUGGAAGGGGAGAAUGGAGCAUCCAGCUGUAGUGUCCCCUGGCAGCGGCAGGGAGCAGACGGUCAGAGGGACUGGCUGAUAUCUGGUGCAGAGCUUGCGAUUGGAGGGGACUACAGGUACACUACUGGCCCCUGUGGAGGCCCUGAAGAGGAUGAGCAGCUAGUGAGGGAUGAAGAUGAAGACGAUGUUGUCAUUAAUGUUUAAGAGUAAAUAUAGUUGUGUUCUUCCUACUGUGACAUUCGUAAGGCUACAGUAAGGUGGAGACAGGUGUCUAAGACUAACACGUUACAUUUCCUGACUCAGCUCUACAUUUCUCACCAAGAUAAAAACUAAGGUCACAUUUGGAAAAAAACCCAAUGUGACGUCAUCACAUCUUUGUUUACAUUAACGCCAUGGUUACUCAGUAUUAUGACCCUUUUGGACCAAAUCAAGCCAGAAAAGGCUCGAUUCAGGUCACUGGAACCUGGAAUUGUGUGAAAAUUAUUUUUAAAAACAUUCCGUUGCACCUACAAGCUCCACCUACUUCCAAGUCAGGGCAUUAUUGUCAUCAUCCGGUGGAUAAAGCACUGAAAAGCAACAAGACUUUGGAAACAGGUUGGAAACGUAUUAAACUUUAUUGAGAAGAUUAAAAAAAGGUAUUUAAUAAGGAAACAAAACAGUAUAAGGUCACAUGACUGUUAUGCUGCUCAACACUGGUUCACUAUCACUAACAUCCAUAUAAAUCUAUACAUUGAUCAGGAGUAAUCACUGACUUAGUAUAUUAAAUACUUUUACCUCACAGCAGAUAUAUUGCUGAUUUGUCAGUUUCUGGGAUCAUUUUUUAAACAUACUACUUAUGCCUUUAGGUUAGGUUUUAAAAAAAACUUGGUGGUCUACAUGCUGGACUAAAGUGGACUAAAAGGAAGGAUGCUGGACAAAAAUGUACUUCCAUGUGGACUGUUGAGUGGGAUAAACCGAACAGAUAUGGACUCAACUGAUGUGGUGUAUUUAAACAAAUGUGACUGCAAACGGACUGCACUGACCAGUUUUGUUAACAUAUCAUUGACAACAAAUGUGUCUUAUCUAUAAUCAGGAGAUUUUUAAAAGUACUUUUUAACUGAAGAAUAAAACCCUUUACUAUAAACUGACUUGAUACCUACAACAUCCAGCAUGAUGGGAAAUCAAGGGACAGUGUUGUAAUGAUGUGAAAAAUGUCUGUCUUUGUCUUGUCUGUCUUUGUCCAUCGCUGUGUACUAAAUAAUAAACUUGUGUUCCAUUCA
This is a messenger RNA of Cynoglossus semilaevis (tongue sole), 3822 nucleotides long. RefSeq names its product TYRO3 protein tyrosine kinase (gene tyro3). The coding region runs from base 257 to 2767 and encodes 836 amino acids. The record is from RefSeq and is a predicted model, not a curated record. The transcript has 19 exons. Gene Ontology annotation, biological process: cell migration; positive regulation of kinase activity; cell surface receptor protein tyrosine kinase signaling pathway. Gene Ontology annotation, cellular component: signaling receptor complex; plasma membrane. NCBI's taxonomy places the organism in Eukaryota, Metazoa, Chordata, Actinopteri, Pleuronectiformes, Cynoglossidae. Gene Ontology annotation, molecular function: protein binding; ATP binding; transmembrane receptor protein tyrosine kinase activity.